Molecule: messenger RNA, 1041 nt
Organism: Penicillium daleae
Lineage: Eukaryota; Fungi; Ascomycota; Eurotiomycetes; Eurotiales; Aspergillaceae
Product: acyl-CoA thioesterase
Exons: 2
Coding region: 1-1041 (346 amino acids)
Source: RefSeq, a predicted model, not a curated record
AUGUCAACCGUCCUAUCUACGCUUCAGAAUGGGGGCCUGCACGGCCUCCUGGCAGCCAUCGGAUCACUAGCGACGUGGAAAACCCUGGCUUUGAUUCUGGCCAUUAUUAACCUCAAGAACCUCCCAUUUGUGUGGCAUCUCCGCCUGCUGUACCAUUUCUUGGUCAACCUUCGCUUGAAGCCCAGUGCUCCUUUCUUUCCCAAGGGCAAGGCUAUUGUGGAUUCACAGGGCAAACCCACACAUCCAGUCUUCGUGUCAUGGGGGAUCACGUCCCGAACUCCGUUACUGGAGACGGACUAUAACAUGCACAAAUCCAACAGCACCUACUUCACAGACCUGGAUGUGUCACGUACGGCACUCGUGAGCCGUCUGUAUAGCCCCGGCGUCGGCCUCGUGAGCAAGGAGCUGGACAGGGAGUUCCUGGAAGCUGCUAGAAAGGAGGGCAAGCGUGCACCUAAGCGCAAGCCGAUCAUUAUCGUGCUUGGAUCUGUAUAUUGCAGCUUCAAGCGAGAGAUCAAGCCCUUUGAGCUGUAUGAGGUGCAUUCAAAGGUCAUCUCUUGGGAUAAGAAAUGGAUGUACAUCCUAUCCUCUUUCCUGCGUCCCGCCAGCCGAGCCGGUGGCGAGAAGACCUUGCUGGCGACGGCGGUGAGCAAGUACGUUGUGAAGAAAGGGCGAUUGACGGUUGCGCCGGAGCGUAUCCUCCGUCUAGGUGGUUUUCUGCCCACGCCGCCCGUCGAAAACCAGACUAUCAGUGGCGCUGACUCGUCAACCGAAGCUUCUGCCAUCGGCACUCCCGCCAGUGGUGAAGGGAUCACUGCUACUGGAGGAGUGGAUGGUUCUCUUGUGCAGGAGGUCCUGAAGUUGAGUGAUGGUCAGAUUCCUAGUCGCGAAGCUCUCGAGGAGCAGCAGAAGGCUAACUCGGACUCAUGGAGCGCCGAGGAAUGGACGUGGGAGCGCAUCGAGCAGGAACGGUUGCGCGGGUUGGCGGUCGUUGAUGGAUAUAUCAACUUGGAUGAGCAGUUAAAUGGGCAGUGGGCAUAA